CAUUUUCUCUGUUAACGGAAUCUUCCACACACAUACGGCAAGCUACUUUUACUGAAGUAGGUGAUGUGCUACACGGAUGGACAGCCAUUACGGGGCAAACAGGGUCAGGCUACCUGCACAACACACAACCGCCACACACACACACAUGGAUCGAUGUGGUCCUGUCCCUGUGCUCAUCAGGCUCACGUUGUUGGCUCUUUGCCAUCCCUCGCUGCUGCAGACCGAUCGACAAAAACCGCCCCGGUCGCGCAACGGUGUGGCUCAUCAUGCUAUGUGGCUGCUGCGGCAUUGGAGACGCCCGUCGCAUGCUGGCGCCCGCCGGGAUUGGUGUGAAUGGCCGGGGGUGGACGCGUGGGGUCACAUAAAACAUCGAUUGUGUGUGUGCAGAGGGGGACCGCAGAGGGGACGGGGGCAUGGCGACGAUGGCCUUGCCGGGCAGGAGGCCGAUGCACUCUGUCUGCUUUUUGUUGAGGUGCAUGCUGUCUCCCUGACGGACCACCGGGUGCUGCCGGCCGGUGAGUGGGCUGUGAAAGGCCACACAAGGGGGCGAGGGAGCCGCAAAGGAAGAAGACAACCAGGAAGCGUGACGUCGCUCGGUGUGAUGGCCCAAUGUCGCCUUAUCGUCUUCCUUCUUCACGCCUGGGAGAACUCUCACGUGUGUGGCCGCCGCCCUCGUCGUCCUGGCCAUUCGAGACACAUCCAUAGCCUUCACCUGCGACAUCUGGCGGCUGCUCAGCGAGGAGGGAGACACGUGUCGAUGCACGACCGAGGGUGUCGAUACGCAGCAGCUGGCUGAGGGGCAGGGGUGGGAUCAGCAGAGGAAUUGGCGUGACCUUCGGCUCUCUCGGGCACGCCACUGACUCUCUGUCCUGCUGCUGCAAAGCGGCAGGCUCGGUGCCCUCAUCCUCUUCCUCGUCAAAAGUCGGCGCUCUUGUGGUAAUCACAUCGCUUGAUCCGCGCACCAGUCGGUUGCCCCUCCGAUGUCCAUCCUUGCCCUUUGCCGUGUGGGUGAGGUCGUUCUUCCAACUCACAUUCGCAGAAUCGGUCUGUGUCGAAGAGUCCUGUGAGCGGCCAAGUGGUCUGUGUUCAUACAAGCCAGGACGGCAGUCGACGGGCGCACGCAAGAAGCACGGCGACAGUCCUCUGUGCAAACUGACCUUGACACUGCCACUUGCUGGGCCAAGAGAGGGACGCGCUGCAAGUCAAGGCACAGGGCAACGUUGACUUGCUGCAGUUGUUGCAACUCUGCCACCUGCUCUGCCAGCAGCUUGUCAAAUUUCGAGCAUGUCUGAGACAAGACACAGAAGUGGAUUCAAUUUGAUGGGUGGGUUCGUUUGACAAACUUGGGCCAUUUCAUCAUUCUGAGCGGUGACGGUCUUGACGCGGGCUCUCAUUGCCUCCAGCUCCUCACGGAGGGAAACCAGCUGAUCCUUGGACGACCUCAGCCCUUCCAUGUUUCUCGGGGGAAGUGUCAGUGGAAUCCUCCCCGAAGGCUUUGGGGCAAUAUUGCUUUGGGGGAGCAAGUGGCGUCACGAUGGCGUGGCG
This is a messenger RNA of Vitrella brassicaformis, 1545 nucleotides long. Lineage: Eukaryota; Vitrellaceae. The record is from the annotation of a GenBank genome assembly.